CAGCAAAAACAAAACAGCACAAGCCGCAAUGAAGGCGCUCAGCUCGGUCACUAGCCUCUUCUCAGUGCUGGCAGUGCUCAGCUCAGCUGCAGCCGCAAGCGACGUCCGUGGCGUCGACCCAGCCGUCGCCGACCGCUACGUCCCUUCCUCGGGCAAGACGUUCACCUGCCUGUCUGGCGACAAGGUCAUUCCCUUCUCGUCCGUCAACGACGAGUACUGCGACUGCCCGGACGGCUCGGACGAGCCUGGCACAUCGGCGUGCGAGGGCAAGCCUGGAGCCUGGUUCUACUGCGAGAACAAGGGCCACAUUCCCGGCCGCGUGAGGAGCAGCCGCGUCAACGACGGCAUCUGCGACCCCGAAUGCUGUGACGGCUCGGACGAGUGGCAGUCCGGCGCAUGCCCCAACAACUGCGAGCAGAUCGCGCGCGAGUACCGCGAGCGCGUCGAGUUCGAGACCAAGAUCAGGAGAACAGGCGCCAAGAUCCGCUCGACUUACGUCAACUUUGCACUCAAGGAGAAGAAGCGCCUCGAGGAAGAGCUGGCGAACAAGCGUGCGGAGAUUGCAGAGCGCGAGCAAAAGGUGGAGGAGGCGCGUCAGGCUUUGGAACGGGCCGAGUCGCAGAGCCGCGACGAGAUGGAGCGUAAGAAGGCUACGCCCCUCUACCAGAGUGUCGAGAAGCACCGCCAAGCUCUGGCCGCUGUGCAGAUUCAGCAGCAGCGCACACACGAGGACCUGCAGACCGUGCUCGACCUUCUCGAGGAGUUGUCCAAGGGUUACAACCCUAACGGCCAGGACAUGGCCGUCAAGCACGCCGUCAUCCGCUACAAGGAGCUGAUUGGGCGUGCCGAGGCCGAAGAGGGCAGCCAGGAGGCGACUACGACAGAGGGCACGGAAGGCGCGGCGGAGACCCAAGCUCCCGCCGAGCCCACGCAGAAGCUCAACCUGUACCGCUCCGACCUCGAGGUCCCGAUGGACGAGGGCGAAAUCAUCCGCCUGCAGCAGACCGACCUCGAGUCGCUGCUGGUUUCUGAUGACGGCGACGACUAUGAAGACGAGGGCGGACUGCUGUACCGCCUGGAGGAGUACAUCCCCGACUCGCUGUUCGACUACUAUGACACUGCGCGCGAGACGGUCGUGUCGUGGCUGACGACCGCUGGCAUCAUCAAGGCGGCACAGUCACACCACAGCACCAGCGACGGCCCGCACGUUGCUGCUGCCCGUGAGCGCUUCCACGCUGCUGAGCGCGAGCUCAACAACCUCCACAACGACAUUUCAAGCUCGCAGGGCACGCUCGACAAGCUCUCGGACGGCUCGUUUGGCCCUCAGGGCGAGUGGAAGAAGCUCGACGGAACGUGUAUCGACACGGUCGCUGGCGACUACACGUACGAGCUAUGCUUCUUUGGCAAGGCGACGCAGAAGAGCAACAAGGACCACUCGUCCAACCACCUCGGCUCAUUUACGUCGUGGAACGGCACAGCCGAGUCGGGCUCACCAGAGUACUACACGCAGCAGAAGUACCAGAACGGCGCGCGCUGCUGGAACGGCCCGAUGCGCUCAGUCACGCUCGACCUGACGUGCGGCACCGUCAACUCGAUCACGUCGGUCACCGAGCCAGAAAAGUGCGAGUACCUGUUCCGCGGCACGACGCCGGCGCUCUGCCUGCCCCUCGAGGCGGGUGCUCCGGCCUCAGCGUCGCAGGUCGCCGCCGGCGCCGGCGCGUCCAAGGACGAGCUGUGA
This is a messenger RNA of Vanrija pseudolonga, 1738 nucleotides long. RefSeq names its product Glucosidase 2 subunit beta. Gene Ontology annotation, cellular component: glucosidase II complex. NCBI's taxonomy places the organism in Eukaryota, Fungi, Basidiomycota, Tremellomycetes, Trichosporonales, Trichosporonaceae. The transcript has 5 exons. Bases 29 to 1738 code for a protein of 569 amino acids. The record is from RefSeq and is a predicted model, not a curated record. Gene Ontology annotation, biological process: N-glycan processing. Gene Ontology annotation, molecular function: protein binding.